Dermatophagoides farinae (American house dust mite) is the source of this 436-nucleotide messenger RNA. Lineage: Eukaryota; Metazoa; Arthropoda; Arachnida; Sarcoptiformes; Pyroglyphidae. The record is from RefSeq and is a predicted model, not a curated record.
AUGCCGUAUGCCGUCAUCAGCCACCACCACACAGCACCACCACCACCACCACCGCCACCACCAUCAUUGCCACCAUUACCAUCGGGUUAUUGGAUUAAAUCCAUUAUUGCUGAAGUUACGACCAUUGCUAAUUUAACAUCACAAUCAACACCGCCAUCAUCAUCAUCAUAUCGAUAUAAUCAUCCAAUACAUCAUUGGUCAUAUGAUCCAUCUAUUGAUGUACCAUUUUUAUUGAAUCUAAAAAUUCAGAUUCGACGAAGAUCAAAAAAGAAUACUAAUCACGGAAACGAUAAAAGCACAACAACUGUGCCGGCUAUUUAUGAACUUAAACAUAGCUGAGAUUGGUUCAAGGAAGAAUUGCUUAACCAGAAAAUAUUUAAAAAAAAGAAGUUUAUUAUCAUUUCAAUGUUAUUCUUAUUGUGUGGUUUUUUUUCUA